AUGUUUCGAUUUGGCCCAAAUUUGAAUUUUAGUCUUUCCUCUCGUGUUUUGAACAACACAUUCAACAGAAAUCCCAACCCCAGCUUUUCUCGGUUCGAUUCCCAGUUUCGUUUUUAUGCAACCUACAAAAGAUUUAAUAAUCAAAAGAACUCAACGGGUUUCUCGUUAGAGUUUUUCAAAGAUCCAAAAAUUCAAAAAAGGAUACUUGUUGGAGGAGCAUUAUUUGCAGCAUUUUACGUUUACAACUUGGAUCAGGCACCAAUUUCAAAUAGGAGAAGAUGUAUUUGGAUCCCAAAAUUUGUUGAGUUGAAGCUUGCUGAUAUCACCUACAGACAGAUCUUGCAUUUAUAUGAUGGCAAGUUUUUGCCUGAUAAUCAUCCGUACACCAGAAAAAUUGAGUCUAUCAUGAAGAAAAUCAUAAAGGGUAUUGUACGGGAUGAAAAUGGGGAGGCAAAAGAAAUUGAUUGGAAGGUCCAUGUAAUUCAUGAUCCCAAUGUCCCACCAAAUGCGUUUGUUUUGCCAGGAGGCAAGAUUUUUGUAUUUACAACGAUAUUUCCAAUUGCAAAAAAUGACGAUGGGUUGGCAACUAUUUUAAGCCAUGAAACAGCUCAUCAACUAGCUAGACAUACGUCUGAGAAUCUUUCUAAGAAGCCAUUAUAUUCAUUACUUGGGAUAAUACUAUAUACUAUAACAGGUUCAUCCUUUAUUAAUGACUUGUUUUUAAAAUCUAUUUUUCUAAUGCCAGCAUCAAGGGAAAUGGAGACAGAAGCAGAUUAUAUCGGGUUAAUGAUAAUGUCAGAAGGAUGUUUUAAAAUUGACGAAGCACUUAAAUUUUGGAAACGAUUUAAAGAGUUUGAAGAUAGAAGUGGCGUUCGAAGUUUUGAGUUUCUAGAAACACAUCCAGCGAGUGAAACAAGAUAUGGAAAUAUAGAGAGAUGGUUACCAGAAGCAAGAGAGAGACAAGAAAGUGUGGGAUGUUAUUCAAAUCAAUUUUUAAAUUUUUCAUCCUUUAAUCAUGGAUUUGAUUCAUUUUUUUAG
Messenger RNA from Ascoidea rubescens DSM 1968, 1038 nucleotides. RefSeq names its product metalloendopeptidase (gene OMA1). Gene Ontology annotation, molecular function: metalloendopeptidase activity. The record is from RefSeq and is a predicted model, not a curated record. NCBI's taxonomy places the organism in Eukaryota, Fungi, Ascomycota, Saccharomycetes, Ascoideales, Ascoideaceae. The transcript is spliced from 2 exons. Gene Ontology annotation, cellular component: mitochondrial inner membrane. Gene Ontology annotation, biological process: protein quality control for misfolded or incompletely synthesized proteins; mitochondrial protein processing. The coding region runs from base 1 to 1038 and encodes 345 amino acids.